This is a messenger RNA of Salvelinus sp. IW2-2015, 3787 nucleotides long. RefSeq names its product RAB guanine nucleotide exchange factor (GEF) 1 (gene rabgef1). Gene Ontology annotation, cellular component: endocytic vesicle; cytosol. NCBI's taxonomy places the organism in Eukaryota, Metazoa, Chordata, Actinopteri, Salmoniformes, Salmonidae. The record is from RefSeq and is a predicted model, not a curated record. Gene Ontology annotation, biological process: vesicle-mediated transport. Gene Ontology annotation, molecular function: zinc ion binding; small GTPase binding; guanyl-nucleotide exchange factor activity.
UUCGAAAUUCCGUGACCCUGAAGUACUUUUUAGUGUUGCUGACGAGACGCUGAUCCCAGCCGCACAGUCAGUGGCUACUGAAGAAGGUGUCUCGUCCUCUGAAAAAGCCAGCUCUUAUAAGUUCCCACCAGCCAGGCAGCUAGAUGAGUCAGCGGAAGGAGCGCCGCGGGAUCCACGUGGACCAGUCAGAGCUGCACUGCAACAAAGGCUGCGGUUACUAUGGCAACGCAGCCUGGCAGGGCCUGUGCUCCAAGUGCUGGCGGGAGGAGUACCAGCGGGCCCGGCAGAAGCAGAUCCAGGAGGACUGGGCCCUAGCUGAGAAGCUGCAGAGGGAGGAGGAGGUUGCCUAUGCCAGCAUCCAGGGGGCCCAGUCUCAGCCCCUGUCCCAGCCCCAGGCCUCUCUGGCGCCCUUCUCCAAGUUCGAGGAGAAGAAGACCAAUGAGAAGACGCGCAAGGUGACCACUGUGAAGAAGUUCUUUAGUCCCUCGUCACGGACAGCCCCCAAGAAAGAGAACCAGGAGGGCAAGACCCCCAGCCCCUCCAUCAGCCGCCAGUCAAGCAUUGAGACGGACCGCAUCUCCAGAGACUUUGUGGACUUCCUGAAGACCCUGCAUAAGCCCGGCCGUGAGGUCCACAAGCAGAGCCGAGCCUUCAUCGAGAUCAUGGCCAACAAAAAGGACUUGAGUGCUGACGAGCUGUCUGAGUGUGUCCAAGACUUCUACCAGAAUUUGUCCGACCGCCUCAUGACUCAUUUUAAAGGCUCUUCAGAGCGUGUGGAGCGAGUGAUGGACGAGGUGGAGAAGUACAUUAUGACACGCCUGUAUAAGAGUGUCUUCUGCCCCGAGACCACAGAUGAUGAGGAGAAAGACCUGGCCACUCAGAACCGGAUACGGGCGUUACACUGGGUGGACAUUCAGAUGCUUUGUGUGCCAGUGGAUGAGGAGAUCCCAGAGGUUUCAGACAACGUGGUUAAAGCCAUAACAGAUGUCAUCGAGAUGGACUCCAAGCGGGUACCCCGGGACAAGCUAGCGUGCAUCACACGCUGCAGCAAGCACAUCUUCAGCGCCAUCAAGAUCACAAAGAGCGAGCCAGCCUCGGCCGAUGACUUCCUGCCCACCCUGAUCUACAUCGUGCUGAAGGCCAACCCGCCACGCCUGCAGUCCAACAUCCAGUACAUCACCCGCUUCUGCAACCCCAGCAGGCUCAUGACUGGAGAGGACGGAUACUACUUCACUAACCUGUGCUGUGCAGUUGCCUUCAUCGAGAAACUGGACGCCCAGUCUCUCAACUUGGACCCCGAGGACUUUGAGCGGUACAUGUCGGGCCAGGCCUCUCCUCGCAGGCCUGAGGCAGACAGCGGCUGGCCCCAGGUGGACCCUCCUACUGGUUCUGCCACCUCCAGUCCCGCCCUAUCCCAGGUCUACCAGAACCUGGACCUCCUGUCUGGCCUGGGGAGCCGACAAGACAGGGUUCUGGAGGGGGUGCAGAGCCUGCAGAGAGACCUGAUCACCUGGCAGGAGACUGUGGAGCGAGAGGUGCAGGAGAUCCUGGAGAAGUACCCACUGGAGAUCCGCCUGCCCACUCCCUCCGCCAUUGACUCAGACAACGUGGAAAACGACCGGCUGCCGCCACCACUGACGCCCCAGGUGUUUGCUGGGUAAUGUCUCUGCAGAAUCGGAGGCAACAAAGGGCUUCUUGAACAAAUGACUGCGCCUCUCUAAUGUCUUGAGAUGUCAUUGGCUCUUCUAUGUGGUGAGGUUCAGGAAGUCGUAGCCACCUCCUGUCUCCACUGCUACGCUUUUAAACAUUCUCACAUACUGUAAGCCAAGUAGGCUUUGGUCCAUUUUGGCCCCUAGACCCUUUCUUGAUAGUAAGAUCUGUGAAUGCUAUCUCAGCCUGGUUAAAUUAAGCAUUAAUAGAUCAAAAGGGUGGGCUAAGUUUGAGGAAAAGAGUUGAGGGACUGAAAUGGAGCCAAGCCAAAACAAUGCUCCUGCAUACACAUACUCCUUUUAGACCAGACCUCUUCAAAUCAGAUGGCCUCACACUAUGUAUGGCGGAGUUGGUAUUCGGCCCUAGUCUGUAAUCCUCUACACCCCCGCUGCACAGACCCAGAUGGCACAUCUUGAUACUGUAAGAUUACUUCUCCAGCUUGUAGUGCCGAGGAAAGGGGUAUGUAUUUUUAGAUAGCUGCUGCUGAAUUUGGGAAACGCUGACUUCUGCAUCUUGCAGUAUGCACUCUGCAGAAUUGUAUAAUCUGCUUGCAUGUGCUUUGCUCCUAGCCUUCUUGAGUCUCCAGCAAGGGUACCAGGGUGCAGCCUAAUUGUGCGCAAUGGGGGGAAAAGGGAUGCGUUUCAUCCAAAACCAAAGGUCUUAAGCUGGUUCUUAUGUGAUUAUGCCCCAAUGAGUGGUCUCAGCUAAUAUUUGUAUUGGUAAUAUAGAGAGCUUAAUCAUCAGAAAAGUAUGAACUAGGUAGGUAAGGUACUUUAACUUCUCUCGUUAAUUUUAUAUCUCAACUAUGUGUCAGUAUAAGAGCUCUUACUGUAUGUAUUAAAGGACCUUUUUCCUGAUGAUGUGAUCUGACCAGGAAAACUCCUGUUACUCUCAUGUAGGAUGCCCAUGAGGCAUAGUAAUGCAGAAGCAUGCUUCUUGUUAUACCAAGGAAUCGCAGGGCAAUACUUUUUUGUUGUUGAUAGUUGAACCAUGGCACUGAUGCUGUAAACUACAAUGUGUACUACAAUAGGGAAAUUAUCCUGUAUGUUCCUAAAUUAACAAUCUAUUAAAAGGGAAUUUCUUCUCCCAGGUACAUAAUAUGUAUUAGUUGGGGAUAACAAUAUUAUUGGGGAAGUUAGCUUUUUAACACGUUAAUGUUGGAUAAACAAUUACGACCUAUGGUAUUAUGAGAGGCAGAGCACAUAACACUCCUUAAUUAAUUUGUAACUUGAACAAAUACUUUUUAAUUGUUUCCUUGGUGCACUGCUGCUGGGCGAUUCCAAGUCAGCGGAAGCAGAAAAUAUUGUUAUCUCAGGUUGUUCUGGCAAUUCUCACAUAGUAUAACUUCAUUGACAGGAAGGAUGUUUAGCAAGCUUUUUACAUUUGUAUCACAAACCAUUUUUUUUAUCAUGGUGAAAGUGGUCAUUUUAGGCCCUCUUUAUACCUACGCUGUACAUGCCUCCUGUAAGACCCUAUGAUCUGUGAACAGUACAUGAUACAGACAACAUCUUGGUGCCAUUAUACUCGUUAUAGUGUGAUCCAUUAUAUGGAGUAUGUCUAGAUUCUGAAAUACAAAUGUUCACAUUCAUUUAUUCAACAUUACAAAUACUUUUAUAAAUAUCUCAAAACUACCCUUUGAUUGUGUUCAUUUGGAGACAUAUUGUUUGGAACAAUAUACUCUACAAGUACAUCACAUUUCCAGAGUGGGCUCUCUGCUAAUUCUGAAGUAAUAAUAAAUUUUGAGCACCACCAACAUAGUGAAUGAGGAAAAAUGGAUUUAAAGGGAACUCCACCUGUUGGUGAUUUAAUAAAUGUGCAAGCCUAAAGGAGGGAUGAGAUUGGUUAAUGACCUAUAAUGUCAAUUUCUAUGUAAAAUGUAUAAUUUCUUUAACAGUAGCAGAGAGUCACUCUGGAAAUGUGAUGUUUGAAGAGUAUAUUAUUACAAACAAUAUGUUUAAAAAUAAGAAAUCAAAAGUGGAGUUUUGAGAUAUUCAUUAAUAUUUUUUCAUGUUUAAUAAAUUGAUGUGAAAGUGUAUUUCAGAAUCUAGAUAUACUCCAUAUAAUGGAUCACACUAUA